CGUGCAGCCUGCGGACCAAUCGCGACAGUCCUCAAUGCAACGAGGGACCGCGGUUCAGUGGGAGAUGGCGCCCAGCUCGAAAUCCGAAAAGGACGAAAGCAAACAGAAAGCUCAAAGGAAACACAGAGACCAUGUCGUGAAGCUUCUCAUGCGCGGGAAGCUGUCAGGACAGUUUUCUCAGCGUCUGUUCAGGAAGCUGCCACCCCGAGUAUGUGUCCCAUUGAAGAACAUUGUCAGCGAGGAGUUCCUGAGAGCAGGACAUAUCUUUCUUGGCUUCACCAAAUGCGGCCGCUACGUUCUGUCCUACACCAGUGACUGUGGGGAAGAUGAUGAUUUCUCUUUCUAUACCUACCAUCUCUAUUGGUGGGAGUUCAACCUGCACAGUAGACUCAAACAGGUCCACCAUGUGCGUCUGUUUGCAGGAGAGGAAAUCUACAGCGACCUGUACCUGACUGUGUGUGAGUGGCCAAACGACCACUCCAAAAUUGUCAUCUUUGGCUUCAACACACGCAGUUCAAGCUCCGUUCUGAUGAACUUAAUGAUGAGUGAUGAAAACAACAGAGACAUCUACAUCACCAUCGCCUCCAUGCCUCCUCCUAAACCUUGCUCUCACUGCUGCCCAGUUCCCUCAGCCACCACCAUACGCACAGGAAGUGGUGAGUGUCUGGAGCAUGGCUACGUGCUCAACAGCAGGUACCAGGUGGUGUACCCGUUCCCCACUUUUCAGCCUGCUUUCCAGCUGAAGAAGGACCAGGUCAUCCUGUUAAACACUAGCUACUCUCUGGUGGCCUGCGGCAUCUCACUCUGCCCAGGUAAACAGGGUCAGUCAUCGCAAAUCCUUUACACAAAGAGAGCAACUCUGUCAAGUCAAUCCUCCAUGUCCGUUUCCUCCACCUCCUUGGCCUCUUCUUCCUCGCUACCUCAGGGAUCACCCGAAAGCCGACCGCCUCCUAGCAGACCCGCUCCAAUUCCCUCAUCUCCUAGCCAGUCACAAGCAGCCGUGCGAGCCAGGGAGUUUGCAGCUGACCUCUUCAGGCGGGCCCAGGGAGCAGGUGGAGGAGGAGGAGCAGGAGGAGGAGGAGGAGGAGUGAAAGAGAAAGAGAAUGAAGGCCAGGCAGAAAGGAGAACAGUUGAUGGUGGUGAGAAAGAGGCAGUGCAGAUACCAGGAGACAAAGGGAUAAAUGGAGAGAGGAGGAGAGAGGAGGAGAGACGGACUAGUUUGCCACAAGCGUCAACAUCAGGUGGGAGCCACAGUUUGCCACAGUGCUCUGAACAAGUGAUGUCUCCUGCCUCCUCUUCCUCAUCACCGUCAUCUCCUCCGACCCCGUCCUCAUCCCAGGAGGCUGGCCCAGGCGAGCCUGGAUAUGUCAACUACUCACGCCUGCACUACUGCCUCCAACAGCCAGGGGAAGCAGAGCAGAAUACAGGAGGUUAUGAAGAUGAUAAAGUUCAGCUACCUUUCACAGUCACUGACCUUAAAGGACGGAACCUGCAGCUGGUCACUGGGCCACACGAUGGACAGAGUGUGUGUGUGGAGCAACUUACCCUAGACUUUGAGUACCUUAUCAAUGAGGUGAUCAGGAGCGAUGCUGCCUGGGCCCCCCAGUUCUGCUCCUUCAGCGACUAUGAUGUUGUGAUAUUAGAGGUGUGUCCUGAAACCAACACUGUGAUGAUCAACAUUGGCCUGCUGUUACUGGCCUUCUCCAAUUCAGACGAGGAGCACUGCAGGCCAAACACGUACCAUUCCAACCUGCAGGUCAGCUGGGACCUAAACACGGGUGUGUGUUGCACUGUGGGUGUUGGUGACCUUACAGAGGUCAAGGGUCAGACCAGUGGGAGUGUGUGGAGUUCUUACAGGAAGUCCUGUGUGAACACUGUGAUGAAGUGGUUGGUUCCCGAGAGCAGCACCCGCUACAUUAAUCGCAUGACCAAUGAAGCUCUACACAAAGGCUCGUCCCUGCAAGUGUUGGCAGAUAGUGACCGAUGUACCUGGAUUGUAUUGUGAAGAAAGGAGAGGGCCACAAGUGUCAAAGCAACGGAAGGAAAAGCACACGGCAACACGGCCUCGUCAUCAGUAUGAAGCUCAACCUUAAUCUCAGCAAAACUGCACACGUUCAGUGACUGCGCUACAUGUAGUUCAAACGUGUCAAAUAGAAACGAACAAAGAAUGCCCUAGAUUAAAUAUAAAGAUGAUGGUUUUUAAGGUGGUCUGUGUUUAAUUUUACAGGUUUCCUCCUCUUUUUUUUUGUAAUUGUGUACUGUAUCAUUGCAACCACCAAAACCGAGAGCUGGACUGAACGAAGAUUUAGUUUUUACAUUUUUGUUUUUAUACAUAAAGGCGUACUGUUAUUGUUGUGCGAGUGUUCCUUAUGUGUGUCUGUAACUGAACGUAUGCAAUAUCUGCACCUGUGUGAUGUUCACAAGGGGAUUUCAACCAGAGAACAAGUGUGUGAAUGUAUGAGUGUGUGCAUGUUUAGUGUAACAUUUGACAGAUUCUGCUGCUUCUGAACACGUAGUUUCCUCACCUGGCCUGGGCCCGUUCAGUCUAGCAGUGUUGAUUUAUAAGGCUGCAGUAUUUAAAAUGAGACAAAUUGAACCCAGUACUGCAUCACUUGACUCUUCACAUUGUUUUUUAAACUUGUGUCAUGGAAGUAGAGGGUUGUUUGAGUCACCUGCUCAGCUGGUUGACAUCACACUGUAUGUUUACUGGCUUGGAAGUGACACUUACGUUCUAUUGGGAUAUUUUGUUAAAAUAAAAUGUUCAAAAGUU
Molecule: messenger RNA, 2770 nt
Organism: Dicentrarchus labrax (European seabass)
Lineage: Eukaryota; Metazoa; Chordata; Actinopteri; Moronidae
Gene: dcaf15
Product: DDB1 and CUL4 associated factor 15
Exons: 13
Coding region: 35-2005 (656 amino acids)
Biological process (GO): protein ubiquitination
Cellular component (GO): Cul4-RING E3 ubiquitin ligase complex
Source: RefSeq, a predicted model, not a curated record